Odocoileus virginianus texanus is the source of this 2299-nucleotide messenger RNA. The record is from RefSeq and is a predicted model, not a curated record. Lineage: Eukaryota; Metazoa; Chordata; Mammalia; Artiodactyla; Cervidae.
UCGUUGGUGGGUUUUUAAGUGUUAUUUUAAAUCUGUUUUUAUUUUGGAGUGUCUUAGAAACCUUUUAAUUUCUAAUCACUUUAGGGCAAUUAUCUUUGCCGUGAGGGGUACAUAAGUUUGGUUUCAUAUUAUCAAACUACACUAUUUCCGGGAAUGUUUAUUUUACUAUUCUGGUUUUAAUUUCUAACAUCUGUCAAUCUAUUCGGACUCAAAAACCCGCCAAGACAGGCAAAAUCCGAAUCUAUUUGAAAGUUCCCUGGAAUCCCUGAGUGGAUCUUGCCCUUCCGAUCCCUUUCUCGCGAGAUUUGGAAACCGGAAGUGAAUUAUACUACUGGAGACUCAAUUGCUGGAGGCGGCAUGUCAGGAAAGGCGGGCGGGUGCUCAGUUCAGUCUGGUCUUCGCCGUCUGUCCUGGGCUGUCUCUGAUUAAGAGGUUGCGGGCAGCGCUCCCCUCUUCGGACCGGCAGGAUGCGCGUGGCUGUGGCCGGUUGCUGCCACGGCGAGCUGGACAAGAUCUAUGAGACCCUGGCGUUGGCGGAGCGGCGCGGCCCGGGGCCGAUAGACCUUCUGCUCUGCUGCGGCGAUUUCCAGGCAGUGCGCAACGAGGCCGACCUGCGCUGCAUGGCCGUGCCGCCCAAGUACCGCCACAUGCAAACCUUCUACAGGUAUUACUCUGGGGAGAAAAAGGCCCCAGUUCUCACGAUUUUCAUUGGGGGAAACCACGAAGCCUCAAAUCAUUUGCAAGAGUUACCCUAUGGUGGCUGGGUAGCACCAAACAUUUAUUAUUUAGGUUUGGCAGGAGUAGUAAAAUACCGAGGAGUAAGGAUUGGUGGAAUCUCUGGUAUCUUUAAGUCUCAUGACUAUCGAAAAGGUCAUUUUGAGUGCCCCCCUUAUAAUGCAGCUACAAUAAGGAGUAUAUAUCAUGUGAGAAAUAUUGAAGUCUACAAAUUAAAACAGCUGAAGCAGCCUAUGGACAUAUUCUUAUCUCAUGAUUGGCCGAGAAGUAUCUAUCAUUAUGGAAACAAGAAGCAACUUCUUAAGACUAAAUCUUUUUUCCGACAAGAAGUGGAAAAUAACACACUAGGAAGUCCUGCUGCCUCCGAGCUUUUAGAGCACUUAAAACCUACUUACUGGUUUUCUGCCCACCUCCACGUAAAGUUUGCAGCCUUGAUGCAGCACCAGACCAUGGAUGAAGGACAGUCAACCAGAGCAACCAAAUUUCUAGCCCUGGACAAGUGCUUACCACACAGAGACUUUCUUCAGGUAAUAGAAGUAGAACAUGACCCCAGUGCUCCUGAUUACUUGGAAUAUGAUGCUGAAUGGCUCACUAUUCUUAGGGCUACUAAUGAUCUUAUUAAUGUGACUGAACGCCUGUGGAAUAUGCCUGAAAAUAAUGGCCUGCAUACAAGAUGGGAUUACAGUGCCACAAAAGAAGCUAUUAACGAAGUAUUGGAGAAAUUAAAUCAUGAUCUCAAAGUUCCAAAUAACUUUAGUAUAACAGCUGCUUGUUAUGACCCUAGCAAGCCACAGACACAGAUGCAGUUGGUUCAUAGGAUCAAUCCUCAGACGACUGAAUUUUGUGCCCAACUUGGCAUCACAGACAUUAACGUCAGGCUUCAGAAGGCCAAGGAAGACCAACACUUGUGUGGUGACUAUGAAGGGCAGGAUGACGUGGAGGGUAAUGACUCUGGAGAAGAGCCUAGUGAAUAUAACACAGACACAUCUGCCCUGUCCUCUAUUAAUCCAGAUGAGAUCAUGUUAGAUGAAGAAGAGGAGUAUGAUGACAGUAUUGUAAGUGUACAGAGUGACUUGAAUAUACCAUCUGUAGAACUGUCUUCUGAACAAGCUUCUGACUUUUCUGCAAGCUUCUCUGACAUCAGGAUCUUGCCAAGUUCCAUGACUGUAUCUUCUGACGAUACAUCAGGUUCCCCAGUGUGCAAGGAGGGGAAUUCCGGUGACCCUGUGGACUUGGGGGAUGGAAAGGACUUAACCACGGUGCCAUUGAAGAGGCUGAGUGAUGAACAUGAACCUGAACAAAGAAAGAAAAUCAAGAGAAGGAAUCAAGCCAUCUAUGCUGCAGUGGAUGAUAAUGAUACAGCCUGAGACAGUUUACUUGUCUUAGUAUUAUAUGUAGAUACAUGAUUUUUAAGACUAUAUUUUUAGAUUUGGAUCUUUGACUCAAGACUUAAGUUUGUAAUAAUGAAGUUACAUAAGAAGAUUUUAAUUAGGUAUUGACUUUAUCUUUAGAACUUUGUAUGUUUCAGAUGAAAAAGAUAUUAAAAUUUCAUAUAUUUACUUGA